Messenger RNA from Schistosoma haematobium, 3192 nucleotides. RefSeq lists its product as uncharacterized. Lineage: Eukaryota; Metazoa; Platyhelminthes; Trematoda; Strigeidida; Schistosomatidae. Gene Ontology annotation, molecular function: cysteine-type endopeptidase activity. The record is from RefSeq and is a predicted model, not a curated record. The transcript has 10 exons. Gene Ontology annotation, biological process: vacuolar protein processing. The annotation marks the transcript as partial.
GAUUCAUGAAGCAUCAUUCAAUAGAAUGUUACGAUUUUCUCUAUUACUUAUUCAUUGUUUAUCUAUUGUAUUAGUUCAAUCAAGAUUCAAUUCAACAAUUGAAUAUUUUGAUGAAAAUCUUAGUGAUAAGAAUAAAUGGGCUAUUUUAGUUGCUGGAUCUAAUGGUUUUUACAAUUAUAGACAUCAAGCAGAUGUCUGUCAUGCUUACCAUGUAUUACGUUCGAAGGGUAUAAAACCUGAACAUAUUAUCACAAUGAUGUAUGAUGAUAUCGCUCAUAAUAAGAUGAAUCCAUUUCGUGGAAAAAUUUUCAAUGAUUAUAGCCAUAGAGAUUGGUAUAAAGGAGUUGUGAUCGAUUAUAAGGGUAAAAAAGUCAACUCGGAAACGUUUCUGAAAGUUCUGAAAGGAGAUCAAAGCGCUGGUGGAAAAGUUUUGAAAAGUGGGAAAAAUGAUGAUGUAUUCAUAUACUUUACUGAUCAUGGUGCACCGGGUCUAAUUGCUUUUCCUGAUGAUGAAUUAUAUGCCAAACGAUUUAUGGCAACGCUGAAAUACCUUCAUAGACACAAACGUUAUUCAAGACUAGUGAUUUAUAUCGAAGCGUGUGAAUCAGGAUCCAUGUUUCAAGGAUUAUUACCGUCGAAUUUAAAUAUUUACGCGACUACAGCUGCUAGUCCAACUGAAUCUAGUUAUGCUACAUUUUGUGAUGAUCCAAAGAUAGUUGCUUGCCUGGCUGAUUUAUACUCAUACGAUUGGAUUGUUGACUCACAAACAGUAUGUUCUAUACAAAUUUGUAUUUAUAUAUACUUAACAUACCUAAUACAAUAUCAAAUCACUCUAGACAUAUAAUCAAAUAUAAGAAAGCUUUGGAUGUUUACCAUUUUGGAAUAGUCCUAAGUGAUGUCAAUCACGACUGAACUGCUCUCAGAACUAUAUCGCAUACACUAAUUAAUAAAUGGAAGUUCACUAAUGUAAUCCUAUUUAAUGGUCGGUUUGAACAGAUUACUUUUAAAGAAGCUCAAUUUAAUACAGGAUACAAGCAUGUGUAGUGACUCGUUUGUUGCACAUAUUAAAAUAAAACACACUACAAGUCAGAAUUUCUUUAGAUUAAAUGACUAGUUUCGACUUUCAAAGCUCAUGCUUUGAUUUUUAUGCACACUUAGUCCUGUGUCUAUUGGAUACCACAGUCUAAACAAUCACUUUUUGUUGUGUGAUGACGGUGUUCGUAGAAAACACCUAUUCAACUGUUUAGUUGAUCCAUGUAUUUUUAUGAUGGAUGGUAUAUGGUAGUGUGAUGUCGAACAACAGUUGUUAUUAACCACAUUGUAGACUCGACAUCAAAAUAAUGCCGGUUAUGAGAGCGAAAAACAGCAGGCUUAUAUCCUAAGCAUAGAAGUUUACUUAAUUUUGGACAGACAAUAAACUAUGAAUCUCGGUAGCUAGAACUGAGUUCGAACCCAUACAGGCGGUGAUGGAAGACAAGGAGACAAACUACCAAUAAACAACUUUACAAUAACCCAUAUUCACUAAAUUCUUUCACUUACUUAUACAUUAAUCACUUUAUUGAAUAUAUUUAAUGUUUUUAAUAUUUCUCUCCAUUUUGAAGCACCAAUUGACACGACGAACACUCGACCAACAGUAUAGAGAGGUUAAGCGUGAAACGAAUCUUAGUCAUGUUCAGAGAUAUGGUGAUACGGUAAGAACUUAUAAAAUUCAUCAUAUAUGACACUCUCAAUUUGGUAAUGACAGGCAAUGUUACACUGCUAACUUGACAAUCGAACAAGUACUGAUAAAAACUGUAAUACAUUGUCAUGCACAUACAUGGGCGCCAGGAUCCUGAAGGAAAAAUGGAGUAUGAACCAAUUAUUGGUCACCAGCUAACAUGGGACUGCAUCUCCUGACGUUGCUCCACUGCCUUGUGGACCAGACAUUUGGGGCGUGGCCCCAUAAGAAAAUCACCUGUUUCGGUUUGGGCACCUGGGUACUAUCUCAGCCCAAAAGUCGAAUGAUGUAUGUGACGCAUAUCUGUUUGAUGCCUCCUCGUACUAAUACUUAUUUUUAAAUAAAUAAAAAAAUAAAAAAUUCUGAAUAUUAUUUUAACAUUAAACAACAAGUGUCGGUGACAAAGAGAGGAACUACAAUGGACUCAUACCAAACACAGUAUAAACGAUGAUUUCUUAAACAAUAAUUAAGAGUACUAAUGAAUGCUCUUUUGAUAUUCAUCAAACUGAUAGGUUUAUAUUCACUUGGUAUUGUUUGUUUGAGUAUUCCCAUUGAUGUCUAGGAUUGUAAUUGAUCAAUCUCUUAUUGACAUAUGUGCAUACUGUGUAUUGCAUCGAUAUAGCCUUAAUUCAAAAGCAUUAUAUGCAAAGAUGGAUAUUGGCUAACUGUAGAAUCCAGUUUGACGUUCGUUUUGUCCUAUUCGGGACUCAUCAGCUAUGAACAUCAACUCUGAGGUGCAGGUACAUCCAACCGAUGAGACCCGAAUAGGACGAAAAGCACGUCCUUGAUUCCAUUGCUAGUCAUUAUAUAUCUUUGCAUAUAAUGGUAGGUUUAUUGUUUCUCAAAUCGAAAUGAAGUCUUUAAAUUGAUCUGACUUUUAAAUAAGAAAUGGUAGACAAUUGUGAUAAUCAAAUUUAAUGCGAUUUGUUUACUUGUUUUUUGAUAGAAUAUGGGUAAAUUACACGUUGGUGAAUUUCAAGGAAGUCGAAACAAGGAUUCACCUGAGAACGAUGAACCUCCAAUGAAGCCGAAAGAUUUUGUCGCUUCACGUGAUAUUCCAUUGCAUACUCUACGUCGUCAGAUAAUGAUGACCAAUAAUGGAGAAGACAAAAACUUACUAAUAGAAAUUCUUGGUUUGAAAUUGAAGAGAAGAGAUUUCAUUGAAGAUACUAUGAAAUUAGUAGUGAAAGUAAUGAAUAAUGAAAAUAAACCUAUUGCCAAGGCAACUAUCGAUCAAACGUUGGAUUGUACAGAAUCCGUCUAUGAACAGUUCAAAAGUAAAUGUUUCACACUGCAACAGGCUCCAGAAGUUGGAGGACACUUGUCCACUCUUUACAACUAUUGUGCAGAAGGUUAUACAGCUGAAACGAUCAAUGAAGCAAUCAUAAAAAUUUGCAAUUAAAUCAAGAUUAAUUUGUCAGUGUGAUAAAUUUUAUCAAUGUAAAUUUUCAAAUAAAUGAGUCUUUUCUCAAAAA